CCCAGCAGCCGGCCCCUAAAGCUAUAUAUGCCUUGAACGGCCGCGCUAUGGGACCCGAGCGGAGAGAGCGCAGCAUCCUCAUCCCGCCGCGCUCCAGCCCUUCCCUGCCGUUGCGCCGAAGGAAGAAGAGAUCCCCAUCCGACACCACCGACUCUUCCUCGAGGUUGCCACGAAUCCCGACUGCCCGAGCCUUCCCGGGGCUAGAUCGCGGCCGUUUUAGGUUCCCUUCGUAGCUCUUCUCCACCUUCCUCCCGCGCUUGACUUUUCAGGGUAUAGCCCUCCCGCAGCUGGAGGUUCGCCGGCGUUUGAACCACCCACCCACCCACCCAUCGUGCCAUCCAGUACCAGAAUUAUGAGUUCCCCUUUGAGGCGAGCCGCCCUGCUCAGCUCUCUCCUAAAGCUGCGAGGUCCUGGGAGCGCACCUGCUUUGCAGCAGCAGCAACAGCUGCCCACUUCGUCCGUGUGUGCCUUGGAGCCCAAGGCUCAGGUGCCUUCUUGCCCCAUGCACGCUCCCCACUCACUUUCUGCCUUGCCAGGUCCUGUCAAAUGGCCUCUGAUGGGCAGCCUCUUAGACAUCCUCUGGAAAGGGGGGCUCAAGAAACAGCACCAGACGCUGGCUGAGUACCACCAGAGGUUUGGCAAAAUCUUCCGCAUGAAACUUGGGAGUUUUGACUCGGUUCAUAUAGGUGCACCCUGUCUGCUAGAGUCUCUCUAUAGGAAAGAGGGUGUGUAUCCACAGCGCCUGGAGAUUAAGCCCUGGAAAGCCUAUCGAGACUACCGUAAAGAGGGCUAUGGGCUACUUAUCCUAGAAGGGAAGGACUGGCAGAGAGUAAGAAGUGCAUUUCAGAAGAAAUUAAUGAAACCCAUGGAAAUUGUAAAGUUGGACACUAAAAUCAAUGAGGUCCUAGCUGAUUUUAUGCAGCAGAUGGACACACUCUGUAACCAGAAUGGAGAAAUAGAAGAUUUAUAUUCUGCCCUGAAUAAAUGGUCAUUUGAAAGUAUUUGCCUGGUGCUGUAUGGGAAAAGGUUUGGACUUUUGCAGCAAGACGUAGAGGAGGAAAGUUUGAACUUUAUCAAGGCUGUUAAAACGAUGAUGAGUACUUUUGGGAAGAUGAUGGUGACACCAGUUGAACUCCAUAGAAGUCUAAAUACUAAAGUUUGGCAAGCUCAUACAAAUGCAUGGGAUAAUAUAUUUAAGACAGUGAAAUGCUCCAUUGACAGCAGGCUGAAAAAACACUCUGCAAAUCCCUCUGAAGACUUCCUCUGUGACAUCUAUUUUGGGAGCCAGCUUUCGAAGAAAGAACUAUAUGCUGCUAUUGCAGAGCUUCAGAUUGCUGGGGUUGAAACGACUGCCAACAGUUUACUUUGGGCUCUGUACAACAUCUCCUACAAGCCAGAUGUCCAGGCAAAGCUGUUUGAGGAGAUACAGAAUGUGGUAUUACCUGGAGAAGACCCAAAUUGUGAACACCUGAAAAAAAUGCCCUAUUUGAAGGCAUGCCUGAAAGAGUCAAUGAGGUUAACACCUUCUGUGCCAUUUACCACUAGAACCCUUGAUAAAGAAACAGUCCUUGGGGAUUAUGCUCUUCCAAAAGGGACUGUCUUGAUGCUUAACACUUACGCUCUGGGAUGCAAUGAAGAAUAUUUCAGUAACUGGAGUGAAUUUCAGCCAGAACGUUGGUUGCAAAAAACUAUCCAUCCAUUUUCUCAUGCUCCAUUUGGCAUUGGAAAAAGAAUGUGUGUUGGGCGCCGACUGGCAGAGCUGCAACUUCAGCUAGCUCUCUGUUGGCUUAUACGGAAGUAUCAGAUUAUAGCUACUGAUGACAAGCCGGUAGAAGCUCUUCACUUAGGAAUACUCAUCCCCAACCGAGAACUUCCAAUUGCAUUCAAACAACGCUAAGAUUCUACUGGAGGAACAGCUGACACUUUUGUUAAGACAGCAUUCUUGAAUUUUGGAUUCCCAGAUCCUGCUAGAGUCUAGUUAUAUUUUGAGCAAUGUGUGUUAGCAGCAAGGACAGAACAGCAGGAAUCCAAAGGUAGCUUGAAGGCAAAUCAGUCAAGCUAUAUUGAGCACACCUAAGUAGUCACUUCACAUUAUUGUAAAAGUUAUACCAAAGGUUCCAAAUGGAAGAAUGGCAGACUUACAAACUUGGAGGUUCUUUUCACCUAAUCUUGGGAUGAAAGAAAAGUCCAUUCUUCUUCAUCUGCUGCUGUGAAAUGUACAGUUCUCGACCCCUGCUGUUAAUGUUUGUAGGAAAACAAUAAUCGCAAAGUGAUGGGAUGAUUGAGUCUCUGAGUUCACUCUUGAUCUCAGGAUGGAAACACCAGAGGACAAAUUUUAUCUUGCCUGUCCCCAAAUCCUGGUGGAAUUUUAAAUGAGGACCUUUGUCUGCAAGAGGGUGAACAUUAUUGCAAAGGGAUGGAAAGUAUAUGUUAGAUGUCCAUAAAGAGAAAGAAUGGUGAUAAUAGAAGUACUACCCUCAGAGGAGGAAAGCUGUGUUAGUCUACAGUGGAAAAAAAUCUGGAAUGUGAAUGUAGGAUUUGUAGAAAGGCUGAAGGGCUGUAUUUGAAGUAUGUCUGAUUCUCUCUGAUGUUGCAUUGUUGUAACUACUGGCCCCUUGAGCAAACUCAGCAACUAUAUACAGAGAACAUACAAACACGCACGCACUCACACAGAGGCUUUCAGGCAGACAGAACAAUGAGUCACAUUACAGAAUGCAGACCACCCAAAUUGUUAUGAGCCCUUCAAGGUGAUGCAUACUUUGGAGACCAGAACAAAUAACUUAUGCUUGGUCACAGUGAACUGUGCACUUGAUGACUCCAUCUAUGAGGUUAAUAAGAUUGUACAAGCAGACUAGUACAAUUUAUUUUCCACCAGAUCAAAUCCAGUUCCUAAAUUAUUUGUAGCAGUCCAACAAGGUCCAGUAACUUUUUCCUUUUGCUAACUGAAGCCUCGAGGCCAUCAUUAGGUAUACAGAUGCCUUAAAUGGCAGGUAUCAUGGGAACAAUGGCAGGUCUAGCUAUUCCCUCCUCUCCAAUAUAGACACUCAAAAUAACCUGCCCUCCACCUUUUAAGCUGUUUAUCAGCUUUCACGUGUGGAUGGUAGCAGAGGGAGAUGGGGUGCUAUUUUUUUUAUUUUGCCACAAUCAACAGUAUGUCUUGGAUUCGUCAGGUGUGAUGAUCAUAAUCUUUAACUGCCUCUAAAACAAGAGCAAACAAAUUCUUUGGUACAAUGUUGUAAGAGUUGCACACAGGUUUUUCAUCUCUGAACUUAGAGCAACAAGAUGUGAUUCAUUAUGCACUCGACUUUCAGGUCUGUGAGCUGCCACUGUUGGAAAUAGGAUGCUACCCUGUUUAGACAAUCAGUCUAGUCCAGCAAGGUUCCACUUCAGUUUCCAAAUUCACACUGAUAUAUCACAAUUUAUGCAGAAUGUAACAUCAGCCUUACAGCAUUCCAUAGAAUAUAAGAAUUACAGUACCUAGGUAUUUUCUUGUAUUCCUUUUGAUAGUUUCCUUCUUAUUUUGUUUUUACGUGUAUUUGUUUAUAAAAAAGUAAAUGUGUUUUUUUAAAGAUGUCUCUAUAUUUUGAAGAGUUGUUCAUUGCUUAUUUUUUCUUUUGUUUUUUUAAAAACAAGAUUUUAACAUCCAUUGAUCAUUGAUAUUAAACCCACUGUUCUGAGAA
This is a messenger RNA of Pseudonaja textilis, 3680 nucleotides long. It is a transcript of the gene CYP24A1, whose product is annotated as cytochrome P450 family 24 subfamily A member 1. Gene Ontology annotation, molecular function: iron ion binding; monooxygenase activity; heme binding. The record is from RefSeq and is a predicted model, not a curated record. Gene Ontology annotation, biological process: cortisol metabolic process; glucocorticoid biosynthetic process; cellular response to peptide hormone stimulus. Gene Ontology annotation, cellular component: mitochondrial inner membrane. NCBI's taxonomy places the organism in Eukaryota, Metazoa, Chordata, Lepidosauria, Squamata, Elapidae.